CUUACGGCUCGCCGUAGUUGCCGGGUAGUGGAGGUCAGGCGUGCUCCUGAACCAACUGCGAAAUGCUAUAGAAUCGCCUUAAACGUGUAUUCCGUUCAAAAAAAAUCAUGGCGCAUAACAGUCGGUUACUUUUUAAAAUGCAUUUGCAUUAAGCUUAAAAAAAAGUGCUCGCUGUGACGUAGCGCGUGAAGAACGACACCAAAAAGCGACCGUCCGUUUUGUCCUACAAAGGCGCCCAGUUUGACAGGCGCUGGGCCUGACGUAAGACAAACUACCGAAGGAGUGACAGCCAACGAGGGGACUUCAUGAAGCAAUUCAGUGUCCCUAAUACUGAAGAAAGGCUCGUUUAAACAUGAGGAAGGACGUGAGGAUACUGCUUGUUGGGGAACCCAAGGUGGGAAAGACGUCACUGAUCAUGUCUCUGGUCAGCGAGGAGUUUCCCGAUGAGGUUCCUCUGCGAGCUGAGGAGAUCACCAUCCCGGCAGACGUCACCCCAGAGAGGGUCCCCACACACAUUGUGGACUACUCAGAGGCAGAGCAGUCGGAAGAGCAACUAUAUCAAGAAAUAUCUAAAGCAAAUGUCAUCUGCAUAGUGUACUCGGUCAACAACAAGAAGUCAAUUGAAAAGGUGACAAGCCAUUGGAUUCCCCUCAUCAAUGACCGAAUAGACAAAGACAGCAGGGUACCCCUGAUCCUCGUGGGCAACAAGUCUGACCUGGUGGAGCACAGCAGCAUGGAGACCAUCCUGCCGAUCAUGAAUCAAUACCAGGACAUAGAGACGUGUGUCGAGUGCUCUGCCAAAAAUCUGAAGAACAUCUCAGAGCUCUUCUACUAUGCUCAAAAAGCCGUUCUCCACCCAACGGGACCACUGUACUGCCCUGAGGAAAAGGAGCUGAAGCCUUCUUGUAUUAAGGCUUUAACUCGAAUCUUUAAAGUAUCCGACCUGGACAACGACGGCAUCUUGAAUGACAACGAGCUCAACUUCUUCCAGCGAACGUGUUUCAACACGCCACUGGCGUCCCAGGCUUUAGAAGACGUUAAAAAUGUCGUCAGAAGAAACAUGGCCGACGGCGUCAAAGAUAACGGUCUCACACUAAAAGGUUUCUUGUUCCUGCACACCCUCUUCAUACAGCGCGGCCGGCAUGAGACCACCUGGACUGUGCUGAGGAGGUUUGGUUACGACGACGACCUGGAUCUCACGCAGGAAUAUCUGUUCCCUGUAGUCAAGAUCCCUCCUGACUGCACCACAGAGCUAAACCACAAUGCUUACCUCUUUCUCCAGAGCGUCUUUGACAAACACGACAAAGACAGAGAUUGCGCACUGUCGCCCGAGGAGGUGAAGGACCUGUUCAAAGUAUUUCCCUACAUGCCGUGGGGUCCGGACGUCAACCACACGGUGUGCACUAAUGAACAGGGAUGGAUCACAUACCAGGGAUACCUCUCCCAGUGGACGUUAACGACAUAUCUGGAUGUUCAACGGAGUUUGGAGUACUUGGGUUACCUUGGAUACUCCAUCAUCUAUGAGCAGGAGUCCCAAGCAGCUGCUAUCACAGUGACGCGCAACAAACGCAUCGAUCUGCAGAAGAAACAGACCCAGCGCAGCGUCUUCCGCUGCAACGUCCUCGGCGCUCGAGCCAGCGGCAAGAGCGGCUUCUUGCAGGCCUUCCUGGGAAAGAACCUUCAGCGACAGAGGCGGAUUAGAGAAGACCACAAGUCCCUGUACGCCAUCAGCACAACUUACGUGUACGGUCAAGAGAAGUACCUGCUGCUCCAUGAGAUGAUGCCAGAUUUUGACUUCAUGUCAGAGGCGGACCUCGCUUGUGAUGUGGUCUGCCUGGUCUAUGACGUCAACAAUCCGCAUUCUUUUGAAUACUGCGCCAAAAUGUUCAAGCAAUACUUCAUCGACAGCAAGACGCCGUGCGUGGUGAUUGCCGCCAAGUCGGACCUACACGAAGUGCGGCAACAAUACAGCCUUUCGCCGCACGAGUUUUGCCGCAAACACAAGCUCCACCCGCCCCAGCCGUUCACGUGCAACACCAUUGACGCCCCCAGCAAGGACCUCUACACGAGGAUCACCACCAUGGCCAUGUACCCCCACGCCCGUCUUCGCUGCAUGUGCGCCUGCAACAAGUGCACCUAUUGCCUGUGUCAGAACCUCCUCAAGAUGGAGUUGCUGCGCAGCAUUAAGGCCCAACUGCGCAUGGUCGUUCGCAACAGGCACAUGGCGCAAGCAGACUUGAAGAACUCCACGUUCUGGCUGCGGGCCAGCGUGGGGGCCACAGUGUUCGCCGUGCUGGGCUUCGCCAUGUACAAAGCGCUUCUCAAACAACGGUGAUGAGACGCUUGCAUCCUCAACGCCCGCGAUUCUUUUUUCCUGUCCUGUCCGUCACCUGAAAGACUGACCGACCAAUCAAGCGGGUUACGGCCCGCUUGAUCCUGCCUCCCCUUUGCCUCAUUCAUCCCGUUGACGUAAGAAACCAUUUUGUAUGCAUUUAAUCAUGAAGUAUCAAUCCUCUUUUUUUUUUUUUUUAUGGGUUUUUUUUUUCGUUUUUUUUUUGGGCAGGAGUAAAAUGCAACUUGUGAAUGCCUACCAGUCAAUUGUCAAACACCGACACUGUGUCGGUGUUUGUGUUUAGUUUCUCCUCAGGUCAAGUCGAGGCAGCCACAAAGGGAAGCGAGUGUGUUCAUAGAUGUGUAUAUGCAGUAUAUUAUGGAUAUAGUUCUGAGGGGUUUUUAGCAAUGACCAGGGUGGCCUCUCUUUUGCCUCAUCUAGUUGCGUCUAAAACAAAAAAACU
Molecule: messenger RNA, 2795 nt
Organism: Hippocampus comes (tiger tail seahorse)
Lineage: Eukaryota; Metazoa; Chordata; Actinopteri; Syngnathiformes; Syngnathidae
Gene: rhot1a
Product: ras homolog family member T1a
Exons: 20
Coding region: 353-2335 (660 amino acids)
Biological process (GO): mitochondrion organization
Cellular component (GO): mitochondrial outer membrane
Molecular function (GO): calcium ion binding; GTPase activity; GTP binding
Source: RefSeq, a predicted model, not a curated record